AUGUCUUCACUCGGUUCCACAUCGACCACCACCAGUUCAUAUCUUCAACCGGGACUACCUAGAUCAGACUCAAGUAUUAACCUACGCCUCUCUAUUGCUUCCCAAGUCAUGCUCUGCCAGAUGGGUCCUUCUUUGGCCGCUGAUGAAACAGCUGUAGUCACCACGAUAAGCGAUAGACGUAGUUGUGGCGACAACUCACAUGAGGAUUCAUCGACACAUCUUGUCCUUACGAGUAACAAUUUGACUGACCUAUCUGACAGCCACUCGACUAUUUGUGACCACGACGCUACUCACUCAAGUUCCUGUAAACCCGCAUCUGAGCCUAUAGUUACGGCACCUUUACAUCCUCCUUCGAUCACUGUUGCAGAACAUAAUACUAACCAGUUGCCCCCUUCACUAAUGCGACUCACUACGGCACCGAAGCAGAGCAUGUUUGUGCGAGCACUUUUUAGCUACGACCCGGCUACUGACUAUGGGCUGCCGAAUCGAGUAAAUCUUUUUCCAUUAUUUCUUUCUACUUUAUUUUUUUCUCUGUAA
Molecule: messenger RNA, 537 nt
Organism: Protopolystoma xenopodis
Lineage: Eukaryota; Metazoa; Platyhelminthes; Monogenea; Polystomatidea; Polystomatidae
Source: the annotation of a GenBank genome assembly